Molecule: messenger RNA, 1839 nt
Organism: Syngnathoides biaculeatus (alligator pipefish)
Lineage: Eukaryota; Metazoa; Chordata; Actinopteri; Syngnathiformes; Syngnathidae
Gene: olah
Product: oleoyl-ACP hydrolase
Exons: 6
Coding region: 174-938 (254 amino acids)
Biological process (GO): lipid biosynthetic process
Source: RefSeq, a predicted model, not a curated record
CCGGAAAUAUAAGAUGAACACUGUUGUGGCAGUCCAGAAAGUGUGUUGAUAUCGGGAUCUGAAUCCUACACUUGUUUUUGUGAUAUUGUUUUGGCCGGGAAAUCUGCCGCUUCCCUGCAUGCUGAAUCAGGACAGACCCAAAACAGUCUGGGGUGUACUUUUACAAAUCCAAGAUGGAAAAGUUGAUCACUUGUUUCAAGAAGAGACCAGACGCUGUUGUCAGGUUGAUCUGUUUCCCCUGGGCAGGUGGAGGCUCCAUACAUUAUGCACGAUGGGGGACCGUCCUUAACAGCUCCAUAGAAGUGUUUGGUGUCAAACUUCCUGGCCGGGAAAGCAGGGCCAAAGAGCCUUUCUUUAAGAACAUGCAGCAGAUUGUGGAUGAGGUUCUUCAUCUGUUAUUGCCAAUACUCAAAGAGAAGCCAUUUGCUCUCUUUGGCCACAGUUUUGGUGCCUUUACAAGUUAUGCUGUUGCAGAUGCUCUGAAGAAACUCCAAAAUAUUGAGCCAGUUCACAUCUUCCUGUCUGGUGCACCUGCGCCUUAUUCUGAGACUCGGAUCCAAGCGCCAAAGAGAAGCGAUUUAUCGGAUGAUGAUUUUCUUAAAUGGCUGAUUUCGAUUGGAGGGACUCCCCCUGAGCUCUUGGCCAACCCAGAAGUACUGAAUCUGUUCCUUCCUGCGCUCAAGGCUGACCUCCACGUUGUCGAGAAUUACAAGUGUGCCAAGCCGGUUAAUGCAGGCUUCUCCUGUCCAGUCUCAUGCUUUGAUGGGAAGGAUGAUAUUCCUCAUGAUUUACAAGCAUGGAAAGCCAUCACGACGGGAGAUUUCAACAUCAGGAUGCUUGAUGGGUCUCAUUUCUACCUCAAGGAUCCUGGAAACGAAAGAAUAAUUUUAGACUAUGUGACAAGGCAACUAGAGUUGUCAGAAAUGGACUAUUUUUGACAUUUUAAAUGUGAUGCAUACAUAAUACACACAUGGACAAAUGUUGACAACCCUCUAUUGAUGAAAGACCAACCAACAAUGAGCACUAAAAUAACUUGAAACUGACAAAACUAAUACCAAGUUAAUGAAAAUCAGAGAUUGAUUUCAUUUUUGUGGUCCAAUAGAAUAAUCUAAAAAAUAAUAUAUACUCAACAUUUUUUUUUUAAAACCAUUUGAUGGAAUCACUGAUUUUUGUUACUCUGUAGACUUUUAAAAAUAUAUUUUUAUCCAGCAAAAGUGUUUGUCCCCUUUUGUCAAAGAAAACCCUGCAAUCAGAAAUAACUAGAAACUAAUAAGACUGGAAUUUGUUAAAAUGCAUAUUGACCAGCUAAGAUGCUUCUGAGAGUGUGUUCUUGUGAGGAUUGUUUUUUUAAUUUCUUCACAAACAUUUCAUCUGUGUUAUGCUCAAAAGGAAAUAACUGUACCUCGUGAAACAAACAGCAGGCUAAAUUAUGUUCUUUUCCAAAGUUCAGCAAGGGGAUCUUGAAUGUGCUAGGUGCAAAAAAAAAAAAAAAAAUCUCUACUAUCAAGGCAUUCUAAAACAAAAUGCAGUAUGCAACCCUUGUAGAAAAAAAAAAUCUUGGUUCUUCCAACACAAUUCGUGUGGUCACGCACAGCUAGACACACCCAGAUUUAUUACGUUGGCUUAUUGACGCCUGGAACUCAGAAAAAUGUAAGUUGGACUCAGAUUUAAUUUUCUACCAGGGAUGCGUUGACUGGGAGCAAGUAAGUGUCCUCUGCCUCCCCUUAGUGGUGAAAAUGUGUUUUGACUAAAUCAAUGUCCGUGACAAUUUUGAAAGCCACUGAUCCUCAAAAGGGUCACAUGAAGUGCAUGUAAUAAUAAAAACAUGUUUUUUCUCAA